CCUCCUCCUCUUCCUUGUCUUCUCCGGGGUCACAGUGUGGAGGACAGGAAGGAGUAAACAGCUCAGCUGUUGUACACUUAUAUACUGUCUAUGGUUGUACAGUAAUGUGCACAGUAUCUCUGCUUUAAUUCACAGCACUUUGGACUUUUUCCAGCGUCCCCCAUGAGCAGCGGAGUGUGUCUAAGAGUGCUGCGGGCAGCCGGCUCUCCUCCUGCGGCCUCCUCGGGCAGCUGGAGCCGGGUCAGACUACCGGCCGACCCGAGACAUGCACCCCGCCGAGGGCUGUCUGCGUCGGGCAGAGGAGGAACCAUGAAUGUGUUCAACAGGGAGAUGAAGAAGAAGCAGAAAGAGUGGGCAGCGUCGCUGCGGGAUGGAGACCAGUUCGACUACCUGAGGGACGAGGUCGGUGGCCGAGUGGCUGAUCGGGUAUAUGACAUCGUGAGGACGUUUCCUCUCGCUCUGGACAUCGGCGGAGGUAAAAGUCACAUCGCAGGACAUUUAAGCAAGGUACAGUCUGCACCCGUCACUUACGAAAAUUCUGAUCUUCAGAAACAGAGCAGACGCAGUGAGAUCCCGACGCAUCGCCUUCUCGCUGACGAGGAGUUCCUGCCGUUUAAAGAAAACACCUUUGACCUGGUGGUGAGCAGCUUGAGUCUGCACUGGAUCAACGACCUGCCCGGAGCCCUCAGACAGAUCCAGCAGGUGUUGAAGCCCGACGGCGUGUUCAUCGGGGCGAUGGUGGGCGGCGAGACGCUGUACGAGCUGCGCUGCUCCCUCCAGCUCGCCGAGACGGAGAGGGAGGGAGGGUUCUCCCCCCACGUCUCCCCCUACACCGCCGUCACCGACCUGGGCAACCUGCUGGGCCGGGCUGGCUUCAGCAUGCUCACCGUGGACGUAGAUGACGUUCAGGUUAACUAUCCAGGAAUCAUUGAAGUCAUGACCGACCUACAAGGUAUGGGCGAGAGUAACUGUGCCUGGAACAGGAAAUCGCUGUUGCACAGAGACACCAUAUUAGCAGCAGAAGCUAUUUAUAAAGAGAUGUACGGUAACGAGGACGGGUCCAUCCCUGCCACCUUCGAGAUCCUCUACAUGAUUGGCUGGAAGCCUCACGAGUCUCAGGCCAAACCGGCGAAGCGAGGCUCGGCCAACGUGUCGUUUGGGGAUUUGUCAAAGAUCAGCCAGCCGACCAACACAAACACGUCGUAGAAGAGCCGACUGAACAGCUGACCCACUGCAGAUUGUAAAUAAUAGAUUUUCUAUUUUAACAGCUACUGUAAUGUACUGUAAUGUUGUUGUGUCUGGAAUAAAGUUGAGCAAUGGAAAACAG
Perca fluviatilis (European perch) is the source of this 1327-nucleotide messenger RNA. RefSeq names its product NADH:ubiquinone oxidoreductase complex assembly factor 5 (gene ndufaf5). Bases 163 to 1206 code for a protein of 347 amino acids. The record is from RefSeq and is a predicted model, not a curated record. Gene Ontology annotation, molecular function: S-adenosylmethionine-dependent methyltransferase activity. Lineage: Eukaryota; Metazoa; Chordata; Actinopteri; Perciformes; Percidae. Gene Ontology annotation, biological process: mitochondrial respiratory chain complex I assembly. The transcript has 10 exons. Gene Ontology annotation, cellular component: mitochondrion.